This is a messenger RNA of Diaporthe citri, 984 nucleotides long. RefSeq lists its product as uncharacterized. Bases 1 to 984 code for a protein of 327 amino acids. NCBI's taxonomy places the organism in Eukaryota, Fungi, Ascomycota, Sordariomycetes, Diaporthales, Diaporthaceae. The record is from RefSeq and is a predicted model, not a curated record. The transcript is spliced from 6 exons.
AUGAGGUCAGCAGUCGACACGUCUCUUCCUGAGAAACUUUCAGUUGAAUCCGUCGUCAAUACGGCUUUGCAUGCACCGUUCGUGGAGCACAAUGUGGUCGGGGGCACAACAAAGGAGACGAUCGGGGGUCACCAGUCUAUUGACAUCCUUGCGGAUCUGCCCCAAUCAUACAGCAACAAUGCCGAUUUUGCGGCCUACUCGGCACAGAAGCAAGCACAUUCCGAAAGGAGACCUGUCGGGUACUCGGCCGAGGGCUGGAAACUCGAUCGGUUCAAGUUCUUACCCAUGGUUGAUAAGGCAUACCAGAUGCGCCUCAUGCUGACUGAUACCCUAUUCCGCUUCCUCCACCAGCUGGACCCUUCCAAACCACAUUACAUGGGAUCGCCCGCGGCCGGCCGGGACGGUACGUUUUUCGCAUACGGAGGAGCAGGCUUCGUGCUGUCACACGGGCUCAUGAAACGCUUGGUGGGAGACUCGACCCAACUAAGCGUUCGUUACGAGGACCAUGCCGAGAACGACUGCUGUGGCGACGCCGCCCUGGGGUACGCGAUCAUGAACAAGACUGGCGAGCCGCUCCAGGUACUAUACCCCACAUUUGCAGGCGAUGAGCUCGAUGGGCUGAAGGUGAAUCACGAAAGAUGGUGCAUCCCUCUGCUCGCGCUUCACAGGGUAUCACCGGAGCAGAUGGAGUCACUGUGGACAUGGGAGCGAACAAGGCCAUACGAUCAGCAUGCCUUUACCCACUCCACAAUUCUCGACUACACAAUGUCUAGCCUACAUCAGGCUCCUACGCGGGCUUCGUGGGACAACUUUGCCGAUGUUAUUCAGCCGGAAGACUCAGCGGCGCACUCGUCCACCUCGGAAUGGGACGACCUGUACCAGAUUCUGACCACACCUCCGGCUGGAAUAUGGAAAAGAUAUACAGACUGGGUUGUCAGAAAGAUGCGGAGAAGACCAGUUCUUGCAAAGAAGCGACUUGGCUGA